Molecule: messenger RNA, 2254 nt
Organism: Leptomonas pyrrhocoris
Lineage: Eukaryota; Euglenozoa; Kinetoplastea; Trypanosomatida; Trypanosomatidae
Exons: 1
Coding region: 359-2254 (631 amino acids)
Molecular function (GO): protein binding
Source: RefSeq, a predicted model, not a curated record
GUUUUUUUGUGUCUUAUUUUUCGAAAGCGAAAACGUGCCCUUCGAUAGGUGCCCGCCGUCGCACGGUCUCUUUCGUUGUGCGUGUGUGUGUUGUCACGCAUCUGCACCGGGCUGCGGCGCUCGUCUCUGCGGAACGCAGUGCGGCAGCGUCGUGUCGGAGGCACAUCGAGAAAAGAAGCAGGAAGAAGCUGGAGGGGAUCGUCAAGCUUUAGAAAAGAAAAAAAGAAACGUAUUUCCUGUUUCGUCCGGCGAGGCGUUCACCAGGUCCAUCAACAAGACCCGGACGGAAGGUUCCGCAGCGGACGCACACGCCCCGAUUCCACCUCGCCAAGAAGAAACGGAACCAACGGCAACAAGAAUGGACAAAAAGCUCGCGUUGUCUCAACUGCGACAGUCCCGCUUCGUGUACGAGCGUGGGCUCGUCCGCCAAGACGCGGAGCGACGCACAAAGCUGCACAGGUUUCUAGAUCAGCACAAACACGCCAGUCAAUGGUCCGCGUCGGUGGCGGCGCUGGAGGACGCGGUGCGCCACGGUGUCUCCCCGAAUGACGCCGCUGUGUGCCGGGCGAUGCAGCAGUGCGGCCAAGCGGGUCAGCUGAAGGCGGCGAAGCGCCUAUACACAGACCUGUAUCGGCGCAUCGGUCGCCCACGCCCUUUGGCAGCGCACGUCGCGUUCAUGUCCGCCUGUGCAGAUGCCGGGGACUUCGAUGAGGCUCACCGGCAACUCUGCGCGCUGCGCAGCCGUGACGUGGCGCUGCACGCUAAAAGCGCGAGCCACAAGCCCGUCGUGAACGAUGACGUGACAACGGAAUACCUGCGGGCGGCGCUGUGUGCGUCGCUCGUUCGCGGAGGCGAGAACAGCGGUGGCGCCUCGAGGGGUGACAGCGCGAGUGUGCGUAUUCCUGUCGGAGAGGCAGCGGUGGGUGCGUCCGCGGCGUCCGCGGCGGGUGAGCGUUUCACUCCGAAGGAAUCGGACCGUGGGCCUGCGGAGGAGCACACGACCGGUGCAGAUGGCGGCGGUAGGAGGAGUGACGCUAGCCGGCGCGACAGCGCCUGGAGCGGCGACCAUACCGUAGCGUCGGCUGCACCGUGGCAAGUCGCGUUGGAGAGCUUCCUCGCUCUCCGGAAAGAUACGCAGGUUUUCCGGCCCAGCAACGAACUUACCCCCCUUCUGCUCGAGCACGCAACCCAGCUGGCCUGCGUCGGGCGGCAAUGGAAGCUGUGCCUUGCGAUCCUUCGCGGGGCAGAGGCGGAGCAGGCGCUGAUCCCGCCAGAGGCCUACGAUGCCGCCAUCCGCGCCUGCUUUCAAGCGCAAAGACACAGCGAUGUGGUGCAGCUCAUGGAGCAGCUCAUGGCCACCCGAGUCGCACCGGAUGAACGCAGCGUGCGCCUUGCCCUUAUCUCGUCCGAGGAGAUCUCCGCGGUAGAGCGUCAAAGCCAGCCGAUAGCGUCCUCCCCGUCUCCAAAUUCUUCCUCUUCACCCGCAGUGGGGGGCUCGUCGGGCGGAUGGUCGAUGGCCCUCACGCUCUUUCACGCUCUUGAACGAAAUGGGCUUCCGCUGUACCAGCAGAGCUACGAGGCGCCGCUUCGGGCCUGCGCGAACGCGGGCAAGUGGAAGGAGGCGUUUCAAAUGCUGGACGCGAUGCGGCGGGAUCGCCGGCCGGUGUCGCCGCCCGUCUACGCCCAAGCACUCGCUGCGCGUGUGGAGGCGACCACCUCGUGGACGGAGCUGCGACGUCUGCUUCGCGUGUCGGCGUUGACGGAUGAAGCGAGCACGAGUGUCGUGCUCUACCUGGCUGCGCUGCGUGCCUGCAUGCGCCAGGGCGAUUGGAAGCACUUCGCGGAGCUGAACCGCGAGAUGCGCGACCGCGACAUACCCGAGACGUUCGACAAGAUGCGCUUGCUAAUCGAGGCGGCGUAUCUGCAGGAGAAGUACCACAGCGUGCUGAUGCGCUUCGCACGUUUUGAAAACAUCACGCAGUACGAGCGACGUCGUGUCGUGAAGGACCAGCUGGUGCGGCUGUACACCGAGGACUUCGAGCUGCCGCCGCCUCUGCUGGAGAUGGUGCUGGAUUCUUAUGCGAAAGUCAAAGACUACAAGGACCCGAUGGUGGAGGCGGCCUACCAGGCCGCGCUGCGGCAUAAGGAGCGCCUGAGUGGUGCUCAAAGUCUGCCCGGGGAUCACACAGCUCCUGAGGAAUGGAUGUUCUCGCAGGCUGCACGAGAGACUCGUACGCCACCUCAGUUCCAUUAG